This is a messenger RNA of Fusarium odoratissimum NRRL 54006, 5193 nucleotides long. RefSeq lists its product as uncharacterized. The transcript is spliced from 2 exons. Gene Ontology annotation, biological process: regulation of mitotic cytokinesis. Gene Ontology annotation, molecular function: GTPase activator activity. Lineage: Eukaryota; Fungi; Ascomycota; Sordariomycetes; Hypocreales; Nectriaceae. The record is from RefSeq and is a predicted model, not a curated record. The coding region runs from base 606 to 3986 and encodes 1126 amino acids.
UGCACUGUCGCUAAAAGGUACCUACCUACAGAGUACAGUACCUACGCAUCCGCGGCCGCAGGUGCCAGCCGAGUUUUGUUUUCGACAGUCGCUCCCGCGACCUGGGCCUAAUCAACCUCAAACUCUCAGCUCAGCCCAGAAGUUUCGUCUCUCAUAUCCUUUUCCCAAGCCCAAGCCCUUUCCCCGUCUUUCUUUUAAACCCCCUCCAGGACGUCAGAGAGACACAAGCGACCGACUGACGCCGAGGUUCUUCGGGGAGAGAAGGCAUCGAUUUGCUUGCUUGCUUGCAGUCUGUUUGCUUCGCAUUGUUUUGUUUGUUCGGCCAGAAUCAGGUUUCGCCUAGCUUCUUCCCGACUUCGCAUUGUUCUCCGGGACUACUCUUCCUUUCUCUCAAAGUCGGGGGACCUUUGGAGCGCUUGGGUGUGUGGGUUACAACGGCUUCUCCUUAAGCCUUCAGGUUUGUCGCCUCUAUUGAGAUCUCUCAGGUCCAUGGCUUGAACGACGAUGAGCAUCACCUCCGUUUCCAGCACCGCCAUCCUCCGCCUCUAGAAUGCUAGCCGCUGCAUUCUCUCUCUCGUUUGAGUAGAGCGUCGACUUCCCUCGCAAUGGAAGCUACUAUGCAGACCGUUCCAAGUCUUGUUGGAACCGGCACUGCCAUCGCUGCAGCGGCCAGUGGUUUGGUUUUCGGCCAGCCCACCACUGAACCCAACUCUUUCUCUCACCCGACUCGACGUCCUUCUCAUUCCAGACGAGUCUCGAUAGACCGCGAGCCAAGCAAACAAUCACAAUCGCCUGGCGACUUUGCUUCCACACGGCCCGCUACGAGCAACACCGCUGCCUCUGCUCUCGGCGCCUCGCACUAUCACACACUCCCGCGCCCAACUACUGCCUCGAGACCUCCCCUCUCCCGUUACCAGCGACCGCCUAUGCCACAGACACAGUCGACUCCCCCUCCUCUGGCUAUCAGCAGGAACUCUUCGUUUGUGAGGCAGACCGACUCUCCAGCUAUUAUCCCCGAGUCUAGAGACUCAAUCUCUUCCAAUGGAUCUUGGAUAAGGCGUCUCUCCAUUCGCCCACUGUCUCGUCACGAAAGCACAAGGUCGAGUAUAGGUCCCGACGCGCCUUCCAUCUUUUCCCACGGUUCAGCUGCACCCAUCUUGCGCAAUCCUACAACAGCAACACUCCCCCCAAACAAGCUCGUUAAGCGAUCUACCUCAACCCGCAUCGAUCCAGAUCCUUUACCGCGACGGCGUGCGAAGUCUCACUUACAGAUCCUACCCGUUCUUCGCAGACCUGCUACGAGCCAUCAGAGGUCUGCAACACUACAACAAUUUCGACCCGAUUCUGCGCUGAAUACACCAACCGAUUCGAACAAUUUCUCGUUCGACGACCCAUCACGACCCCACGAGUUCCUCGCCCCAUCCCCGCUUGAGCCCCCCUCCAGAUCGGCAUCUGCAAGGAGCGGAUGGAAGUCGUACUUUCACUCUAAAAGAUUAAGUAUUAUCGGACGCACAGGGUCGGGUAGGUUUGGUGAGUUGAGUCCACAUGGUCGAGCAAUCUCCUCGAGGCGCAUCUGCAUUGAGAACGACGAGCGCAACAGAGUUCAUCUGGUGAAACCAAGAAUGGUUUCAGCGGCAUCUGCCCCUCGAGGUCUAUUGCCAGCUGCACAAAUUCAACCAGACACUUGCACUCAUCAAUCUACUGCGGAAGAAAAAACUCCAUCUCCUGAGGGAACUCCUUCCAGGACGCCCCGCAAGUCGAUCUCAAUGCCAUUUGCAUCUGCAGGAAACUGGGCGGUAAGGACGACGGGGAGCAUCCGGCGCUCUAAGCGCGGUACUGAAUCCGGGAUCGGGAAUAAGCGACAUGUGUCGGAACCACUGACUGGCGCGCAAUCUGGCGCUGAACCUCGAACCAAUCCGCCGCUGGAAUCAACCCUCCCCGCACCAUCACCAUUAUCGGGCCGGCAGGGGUCAUUCCUGGGUUCAGCUGCUGCUGUGCAGUUGAAAGGUCGUAAAAGGAAUUCAUCGUCACCAAUCCCCACGGUUCCAAGACUUGCAAACUUCAAUGUGGAUUCGUCCCGGUUAGGGUCUUCUGCUGGAGUUUCCACUCACCAGGCUCGGCCUAACCAACCCUCCGGAAGUUCUACCAGCUCCACUGCGAUGUCACAACUUAGGGCACCGCAGCACGACAGGACCUCCACCACGGAGAGCUCUGAAGGUGACACCCGGGAUUGCACAUCGGGGGAUGACGAUGACACGGAUUUCAAGAGUGAUACCAUGUUUGACUCGCUGCGCACUGUUGGCUCCGGUCGUGCCCGUGCUGUCGAGACCCCCUUGGAGUCCAUGUAUGACGAGUCACCACCAAGCACCGCCGGCAAUGGUACAAAGACGAAGCGUCUCUCAAUCCACGAGAUCCUUGGCCGGACAUGGGAUGAGGAUGACAAGAUCAUGGAGGAGGACGAGAAUGCACCCACACCUGUCCGCACAGUCAAGCGAUCUGAGGCAUCACCACGCUUCAGGCUUGAGUCGAGAUUUAACUCAUCGCCCUACGAUGUCUUAACCACUACGACCAAGGAGUACAGCAGGCUGUCCUUGGACGACGAAUUUGACGAUGAUUGGGCUAGGGAUGAUGAGUUUCCCUGUAACCCCUUAUCACCUCCCUCCAAAGGGAGCUCACUGAAUUCCAGAGGAAUUAACCCUAAUGUUCGCCUCGCCCUCGCCAAUAUUAGUGGUAAUGGCGUUCCUGAUACGAACGGCCACGAUGCUACUAACGACCGCCCACUUAGCACUCUUUUCGACUGGAGCGAGCCCCCGACACACGACAAAUUUGAUACUGGACGGUGUUUGCGGCCAAAGACUGCUUAUGCUAAGGAGAUGGACUCUAGAGGUGGUCGCUCCGCCAUACGCAAAGGUCCAACCCCAACUCAUGUUCGAAGCCAGAGCGUCCCAGUGGUUCAUGAUGCCCCCGAAGAUUCCAAGACUACCGGAUCCAAGUAUGGCACAUGGGGCAUGGGCACCAAGACAGUCAGCGAGGACUGGGAUGACGAUUUCGAAUUUGGUGCUGGUCCUGUCGGCAGCAAUGACAAGAAUGACAAAAUCUUUGCAGUACCAGAAUCGAUUCGUGCGACACAACCAAGUGUUAAGGCCCAUUCUGGCCAUAUUCGAGAAUUCUCGCUUCUUGUCAAUGAUUUGAAACGUCUGUGCCGUCACGGGCGAGAUAUGGAUAUGCUCGAAGGAUCUCAGAGGCAUCUCUGGAAGGAGGCUGAUGGUAUUAUUGCUCUCGCAUCCCCCGAUGAAGAGUCGUUGGACGAGAACGAUGAUCGAAAGUCAACUUCAUCUAUCAACUUCGAUGCAUUCGAUAUUGACGAAACGUUCGGAGACGAAGGCUUCGAUGCCCAUUCCAUGAAUCGCCUCGAUGCCGCCUUUGAUGGUCACGAACCCGCUAUGUCCAAAACCACUGUCGUUCGAGAACGGCACUCUCCCCGGCGAAGAUCUGUCUUCUCUCCAGAAGACGAUAUUUUCGGUAACUGGCCUUUAAAUGACAACCCCCCUUCCAACAGACCCAGUCGCCCUCGAACUCCUGAGAACAAGUACAACAAGGCUCAUGAUGUAUCGGGGGUCGUUCGUUCUGUCAUUGGGGCUAUGCAACAUCGUGCUCCCGAGCAAGCACCUGACAACGGCAAAGUUCACUUCGACACGAAUAGCCUCAAGGCUCUGGUCAAGAGAGCCGGUGAUUUACGAGAUACACUGUCCGACAUUGUUCGACAGGCUGAUCAGAUUACGCACAGCCCAAUGAGAACACCCAGACAUGAGCGCCAGCAUGACUCGAGCCCUGCCUUUACACGGGUCUUCGACGACCCCGGUUCGAGUCCUCCUAGAAGAGUGGCGCGAAGCCGCGGCAACAAUUCACUUGUGGAAGCCGCAUCAUCCGAAAACUCGCCAUCUUCUGGCCUACCACAACGGAUGCAGAUGAUGACUGUGAACUGACGAGUCUGCGUCUUGGUGCUCUGUUUUACCUGAGCGUGUACAAAACAAUAAUUACAUGGAAUUUUAUUUGCAUAGCGGUGGCCUUUGAGACUCGGGUUUAUUCGCAUACGUUCAAGGCUGGGAACUCGUUUCAUGGACGAUCUGUCUCACGCCCCGACAUGAGCUCUUCCGACCGACUUGAUCCAUCUGGAUUCUUCUCGUCUAUACAUAUACUUUCAAGACGAACAUUUGUCCAUAUCCUCGCUUCUGGUGAGCCCCAAUGCCCACCGAAGCUAGAUUUUGGACCGGAUGGACCCUUGUACGAGGCAGAGCGCACUCGCCAUACUAUGAGCACAGCUCUUAAUGACUCUUUAUAAGUAAUACGGUAGACGGAACACGAAACGUUGCGGCGCCUUUGCCGGUACUCGUUCGCGCGAGUAUAGUUUACGAAGUGUCGGUUUUAUUAACGAAUUUUCUUGCGUUGUCCCUUUGUGUUUAUGAGGAAACGUAAUGUUUCGUUUGUUAUUUUUUCCCUUUCUUUCUGCUGUUCUAUUCUUGCGGCCCUGAGGCACGCUGUAAUGCUUUGAUGAUUACUCAAACGAAGAGGGAAAACAAGCAGAGGUGGUUGCAAAACAACCUUCUUACUCGAGAGAAUUCACGUCCCUUCGCUCGAGACAACAGACAGAACAAUUGCUGCCUACAGAAGCUGCCUUUGAAAGGAGGAAAUACCAAGCUGGACAUACACGGAUUAACAGCUAUGAGGAAGACAAAAAGAAGAGAAUCACGCAGGGGGACGCGGGACAUGGGGCUGUUUGGGAUACAUACAGGUUCGGACAGGAAAAGAGCAUAUGGAGAAAAGGAGAGAUGAUUGAGUAAAGGCUACGUAUAGCUGCUUUAUUUUUUAUUUUUGAUGGCUUUGGAGAUGUUGCAUCGAGGGCGGCGUAUAGUUUUCCAGCCCCAGCCUGCUGUUAUGAUGCAUGCAUGCAUGGAUAGAGAGGUUAUAACGGACAUGACGAUUUACUGCCUAUACUCUUGUAGUCUCAAGUUUGGUGAUCCUUAGUCCAUGUGAUGUCUUGUGUGUGUCAAUGUUGGAAUUGUCAGUCGGUGGGUGGCUCAGAAGAAACACGUUGCAGAACCAUGCCACAGGUGAUAAUGCAAGUCGUCGCGAGGGCAUUUCCCUUUAUAUCAGCCUAAACACAAAUUUAUUCUUUUGAGGAACCAUAAUGGC